ACCAUAUUAUUAUUUUCUCUAAAUUUCAAUCAAAAAAUCAAAAACUACAUUCAUUAUUAUUAAUAAUGGCUUCUCUUCAUCAAUUUCUCCUCUUCUCUCUAAUCAUUCCCUUCUUCCAUUUCCUUCAAGGUGUUAAUUCAGCUACAUUCACAAUAACAAACGAAUGCAGUUACACAAUUUGGCCGGGAAUUUUAUCCGGUGCCGGAACUUCACCACUUUCCACCACCGGAUUUUCUCUCCAACCGGGAGAAUCAAACUCUCUCCAAGUACCAAUUUCUUGGUCAGGUCGAUUAUGGGGUCGAACCCUUUGCUCCACAGACCCAACAACAUCCAAAUUUUCCUGCGUCACAGGCGAUUGUGGCUCCUCCACCGUCGAAUGCAGCGGUGCCGGAGCUAUUCCUCCGGCGACUCUAGCUGAAUUCACACUCAACGGAGCCGGAGGAUUGGAUUUCUACGAUGUUAGCCUUGUUGACGGUUAUAACCUCCCCAUGAAGGUUGCUCCGGUGGUCGGUGAAGGUACCGGCGGGAACUGUACUACGACGGGUUGUUUGGUGGAUUUGAAUCCAGGGUGUCCGGCGGAAUUGAAGGUUUCGUCGGCGAGUGUAGAGAGCGUGGCGUGUAAAAGCGCGUGUGAGGCUUUUGGGGACCCACAGUUUUGUUGUAGUGGGGCCUACGCUACUCCUGACACGUGUAAACCUAGCUCUUAUUCUCUAUUCUUUAAAAAUGCGUGUCCAAAAGCUUAUAGCUACGCUUAUGACGAUGGAACCAGUACCUUCACAUGUGCCAACGCCAAUUACGUAAUUACCUUUUGCCCUUCGCCAACUACAAGUGUAAAGUCUUCUAACGGGAAGUAUCCCGAGGCAGCCGAAGUAUCGGCCAGUUCUCGCAAAACGACACCGUAUCUCAUUGGAUUUGGCGUUUUAGGGGCAAGUUGGGGAUUUCGGCAACUAUUCAUUUAACCGGCGGAUUCAUUGAGUGGGCCCGGCCCAAUGUUGUGAUCUGAAACUGGAUCAAGAUAUGGACAAUGAAUUGGGGCCCACUUUUAUUUUUACUAUUGGUUACAACUUGUUACUACAACGGCCCAAUUGUCAGUGAUUAUUCAUUCUGGCUAUUUUGUCUUAUCUUUCAAGUUGUAUGAGUGGAAAUUAAAUAGUAGAAAAUAGGAAAAGUUAAUUUUUUUAUUUUUUUAAAUUAGAAAUUACUGUAAAAAAAACAAGAGUACUCUGUAUUUCGAAUCUGAAUAUUAAUAUAGUUUAGUUGGAUCUUGAA
Messenger RNA from Cannabis sativa, 1269 nucleotides. RefSeq names its product thaumatin-like protein 1. Lineage: Eukaryota; Viridiplantae; Streptophyta; Magnoliopsida; Rosales; Cannabaceae. Gene Ontology annotation, biological process: defense response. The coding region runs from base 66 to 959 and encodes 297 amino acids. Gene Ontology annotation, cellular component: extracellular region. The transcript has 3 exons. The record is from RefSeq and is a predicted model, not a curated record.